AUGAUCAAUAUUUACACUGCAAAUGAAGACUGAUAUCCUGCAUUUCAUAAUACAACCUUGAUAAAGGUAGGGUACGUGGGAUAAUAGUGAACAUGCCUCUAAAACUCUACUAUGAUCUGGGAUCCCAGCCAUCCAGGGCUGUGUACAUGUUUUUAAAAAUCAACAAUAUUCCUUUUGAAGAAGUGUUUGUUUCCAUUGGAGCAGGUGAACACAGACAAGAAGAAUUCACGAAAAUUAAUCCUUUCCAGAGAGUCCCCGUCAUUGAUGAUAAUGGAUUUAUUCUAACAGAAAGUGUAGCUAUACUGAAGUAUCUAGCGAAGAAGUACAAUGCACCCAGUCAUUGGUACCCAGAAAAUGAUGUGGCAACAGUUGCCAGGAUUGACGAGUACAUGAACUGGCAACAUACGAACACAAGAAACAUGUGUGCCAUGCUCUUUCAAAACUUGCUUUUGAUUCCAAGAAUGAGACGCAAGCCUAUCGAUUGGGAUAAGGUUAAAUUUUAUCGUAAGAAAGUGGUCGAGGUGGUCAAGCUUUUGGAUGAGUAUUUUCUUCGAGACCAUUUAUUUCUCUGUGGAAAUGAAAUCGCGUUGGCGGAUCUUCUUGGCGUUUGUGAGGUGGUGCAGCUCUACCCAGUAUGUGAGGAAGGAUUAUAUGAAAGCAACCCGAAAGUCAAAGCAUGGAUUGAGCGUGUCAAACAAAGACUGGGGUCCGUGUAUGAUGAGGCUCACGAGGUUAUAUUUGGGAUGAGGGGCAUGUUCGACAACAAUGUGAACUCCAAGAUGUGAUUUGAUAAGCUGUAUACUCAAUGUUAAAUUAA
Molecule: messenger RNA, 817 nt
Organism: Saccostrea cuccullata (small rock oyster)
Lineage: Eukaryota; Metazoa; Mollusca; Bivalvia; Ostreida; Ostreidae
Product: glutathione S-transferase theta-1-like
Exons: 4
Coding region: 93-785 (230 amino acids)
Biological process (GO): glutathione metabolic process
Cellular component (GO): cytoplasm
Molecular function (GO): glutathione transferase activity
Source: RefSeq, a predicted model, not a curated record